CCACCACCGGUCACUCCUCUCUCCCUCCAUCUCACAAACAAACCACCAACACAAACAACCACCAGCACCAUUACCACAACGCUCAGUCCAAAAUGUCCACCACCCCGUCCCCAUCCCGCUCCAGCCCUCCUCCACCCGACGCUCCCACAGCAGCAGCAGGGAUUCCCGACUCCGAGCACCUCCCCAACGACCUCCCCCUCACCCUCGCCUCCUCCAUGAUCCUGACCUCGUUACCUCGGGACGCGGCCUCAGCGCUGCGCGCCGCCGGCGAGUUUCCCAGCCCCAAGAUCACGGUGCGGUUCGUGGCCAUCGGGAGCGCGCCCGCGCUGCGCCAGAAGGUGUGUCGCAUUAGUAGCGCGCAGCGCUUCGAGCAGGUCGUGAGUUAUCUGCGUCGGACUCUGAGGCUGGGUGGUAGGGAUAGCGUGUUCUUGUAUGUGAACUCGAGCUUUGCGCCGGCGCUCGAUGAGGUGGUGGGGAAUUUGCAUAGGUGCUUCAAGGAUUCGAAUGAUCAGCUUAUUGUCAGUUAUUCGAUGACUCCGGCUUUUGGAUGAAAGGGGCACAGGAAAUAUAUCUGCGCGGGAAAGAUCUCGUAUUGCUACUCUCUCUAUGGCUCAGUUGCUCUUCCGAACGGAAUAUAAUCCAGG
Messenger RNA from Amorphotheca resinae ATCC 22711, 644 nucleotides. RefSeq lists its product as hypothetical. The record is from RefSeq and is a predicted model, not a curated record. Gene Ontology annotation, cellular component: Atg12-Atg5-Atg16 complex; cytoplasm; phagophore assembly site membrane. Lineage: Eukaryota; Fungi; Ascomycota; Leotiomycetes; Helotiales; Amorphothecaceae. Gene Ontology annotation, biological process: nucleophagy; autophagy of mitochondrion; autophagosome assembly. Bases 93 to 551 code for a protein of 152 amino acids. The transcript has 2 exons.